Messenger RNA from Gymnogyps californianus (California condor), 1745 nucleotides. RefSeq names its product chromosome 6 C10orf88 homolog (gene C6H10orf88). Lineage: Eukaryota; Metazoa; Chordata; Aves; Accipitriformes; Cathartidae. The record is from RefSeq and is a predicted model, not a curated record. Bases 1 to 1338 code for a protein of 445 amino acids. The transcript has 6 exons.
AUGGCGAGCGGCUGCGCGGCGGCGGCGGCCGACCCGUCCGGUGGCCCGCGGGAGCCGUGCUGUGUGACGGCGGGGUGCUCCUGGCCCUGCGCGCCGCCGGACGGCCUGGCCCGGGCACUCUGCCUGCGGCGGGACGCGGGCGGCGGCGAGGCCAGCACCGAGGCGGUCGUCGUGGAGAGGCGGACGGGCGGCGGGAGCGAGGCGCCCUGCGUGCUGCACCUGGAGUGCCGGCCUGCCGGCGCCGGGGAGUUGGUCUCCGUCGGUAUCCUCAGCGAGGCCCGGAACAUGGAGGUGUACGUGGGCGAGGAGUACUGCGGGACCGGCCGCGGCGAGAGCCUGGGCGCUGCCCGGUCUCCGGGUGAAACUGAAAAGGUUACUUUAUACAAAAAGUACCUUAAGUUCGAAUGCCCUGCAGCCUCCUGUAGAAUUAAGCUGCUCUCCAUUGGUGAGAAACAAAGAGUACUCAUCAGUAAAAUAAUUGUACAAGUGAAAACAGUGUCUGCAAAACUAGCAACUGAUUUUCCUUCACUAGGCUCGAGCAUAGAUCUAGCCAGAGUGCAAACUAUAAUGGAAUCUAUGGGAUCUAAGUUGUCUCCAGGUGCUCAGCAACUCAUGGACAUGGUCCGAUGUCAGCAAAAAAACAGUUUACCUCUUGGAGACAAACUUAAUUGGAUCUUUGGGAAAAAUUCAAACUUUGGAGGUGACCACGCAAUAGAUGGAUUGCGCAGUGCAGCUAUUCAGACAUCACUAGAUCAAUCAGCCAGUGAACCCUUGCCUGUUAAAAAUCAUUUAACAAGUGAAACAGUAUAUAAAGACAUAAAAAUAAGUCAUGAUCUGAAUGCACAAGUACCUGAAGGAGGGAAUACUUUUGAUUCUGAAAGACUUACUACCCAGCAAAACACAGUUGACCUCAGAAAUGAUUUUAAAGUCAUGGGAUCUUUGCAUAUGCAGGAACAAGCGAGCGAAACCCCAAAUGUAGCUAAUGCACAGGUGCUGCUUCCUUUUCUUCAAAACUUAUGUAGUCAGGUAAAUCAUCUUCGGCUAAAAGACGGCAAUAGGCAUUUUGGUAAAAACGCAGUGACUAAAGAGGAAGGCAUUCAGUGUGUUGGAGUAGAACAACAGCCUAUUUGCUCCUAUUUGGAAAAGAUCAUCUCAAAAAAUAUGGAUCUGAUGGAGAAAAAACUAAUGGACUAUAUUGAUCGCCAAAUCCAGGCUCUUCAGACACAUAUAGAUAAUAAAAUGGUUCUCUUGAUGGACUUGGUUCAGAACUCAAAGCCAAACAAAAUUUCACAAGUGCACUAUAAUUCUAACGAAGGGUUCUCUAAUGGAGAGAGAUAGAUGUAUAUAGAUAUAGGACUUCAACGUAAGUACUUUUAAGGGCAAUUAUACUUUACAAAGCUUAGUAUUUAUGGAGUUGUAACUGUAAAGAACCUCAGUGUCGUUGACUUGCAUUUUGUUACUGUAAUUCUAUCCACUAUUGUACACAGUUGUUAGUUUUAUGAAAGAUCUUAAAAAUGUGUGUUUUUUCCCAAAUAUAAGAAUUUUGUAUGCCCUUUGUGGCUUAUUUAUUUAAAGAGCAUUGCUAAAAGCUGUAUGAAACAGUUUCCCAGUUUCAAUUUGAACAAUGGAGAAGUACUCUAAAUAAACUGAGUUACAGCUUAUCUUUUUACCUACAUGUAAUCAGUUCACUUUUUGUUGUCUUGAUUUUUUUGAUGUGUAAUGUGUUACCAGUAGAACGGAACGUA